Messenger RNA from Amoebophrya sp. A25, 4474 nucleotides. NCBI's taxonomy places the organism in Eukaryota, Dinophyceae, Syndiniales, Amoebophryaceae. The record is from the annotation of a GenBank genome assembly.
GCUCACUCGACCAUCAUCUCUGCUUUCCAGGAAGUGUAUUCUUCACCGCUUUUUUCACCUGCGACUACAGCUCUAGUAGUACCUUUUUAGAGCUGGUUUGAUGUCAUUUCACAACUAAUAUCAGCAUUAGAAGGUAGAUGGCUGCAAGUGUUAUUCACUGUCUGUCAUCAGCUAAAAAUAAAUUCAUUGUUUAAGUACUUCAAAAAUUAUAAUCAACCGACCUCCUACAACAUACAACGAAACACUCCAACAACAAAAAAUGACGGACAUGGAUGUAGACCACGUCGACGAGGAGACUUCGGACAACAAGAUGACGUCAUCCUCAACGACCAUCCCCAAGGACAACAUGAUGGUCCUUUCCUUUCCUCUUUCAGGCGCUGACCCCUAUGCGGAAGAAAAACUGGCUUUGAUACAAAAAGUUUUGCUUAGUUGUACCACGACAACUGCCAAGGGAAAUUGUUCUCCAAGAACUUAUCGUCACAAUGUGGGAAAGGAGUGUGUGGAAGUCAAGAUUCCUGUGCUCGCAGCGUCUCCUUCUGAAGAUGAAGCUAGUGGUGCCCCUUCUAGUACUUCUAUUUCGACGCGCACACUACUGGAAAUAGCCAGCGUGGUUACGAUGAACGUGCACGACCUGUAUUUUGGGCAUGCCAGGGACGCCCGUCGCGGACUCUUCCUACUACACAAGCUUCUACUGUCGCAGCUGCAAGAAAACGAGAAACUACAAGUUCUUGAGGACCAGAUGGAUUUAAAAGAGAAUGAGUUGCGACAGCGUCUUCAGGAGGUAGAACUAUGGUUAGACCGUUAUUGUAAUCCUGGUAACACCCAAAUGAAUGGCAGUGGUGACGAACCUCCUAGAAUUCCCGAACAACUGCGCGAUGCACAUCCUGAUAUGGUGACAACAACGACCACCACUGAACAAGAGAAUAGGAUUUAUCUGCACCCAGCUUUACGUGUUGGGUCUGACGAAAACAGUGGGGAUGGACUGUAUACCACUAAUAUUUCUAGAAGUUUUUGUACUACUGCUACAGGUAGAGAAACAGAAGUAGGAGUAGCCUCUACUGCUCAACAAGAAAAAUCUGCCAUCACAUCUGGAGAUGUGGCUAUCCGUGUACCAUCCAAACACCUCCUCAAUGCUGCGACAGCCGCUCAAGACAGAACGUUUCGUCCCUUUUACGAACGCCUAUUACGAGAAAUAGCGCAAAAGCAACCACAUGUACAUGCUGUAGAAGAAAGAAGAAGCUCUGCUGCAGGAAAAUGUGCUGCUUUCUUAGACGCUGCCGAAGAACAAAUCGCGAUGGCAUAUUUGAUUUUCUUGCGACGCUUCCUACGAGGACAAGGAGAAGGAGAGGGUCAGGCUUCCCCGGCAACAUGUAGUACAACCAUGUCCUCGUCUUCAGGAAGAUCAUCACCCGAACAUGGCGGAUCGCCUUGCCAGUCAGCAGGUCCGUCGUCUAAAACGUUCUCAACAGGAGUGAAGCAAGAGGAACAAGAGGAGCAUGCCCUUGACCAACAACUCCUUCACGGUCGCAUGCGUUUUCUUCUUUCUGAAUGUCUACCGCAAACUCUAGACGAUUGCCCAGCAACCUUGCUUACCUGGCCUGAGGAAGCGUUGGAGAAUUUGUAUUGUCCUCAAGUGAUUUACCAAGUAGAGACUGCGAGGCUGGAGAUGAAUGAGUUCUUUGAAAUGCUAAAACGCGUAUUUUCUUCGACGGAAGAAGUUGAGCAGCCGGGUUUGAAAGUAGAUGUUGAUUUAGAUGACGUACUCUGGGCAAAAUGCAUUUUCGACUCCCGUGCAUUUCAGCUUGAUAGCGUUCUUGUCGGACCUACUGCUACUGCCGCAGAUCUCCACGAAGAUAAAGAACCCAACAUUCAAUGCGCGUGGAAAUUGCUGGCCGAAUUGCUACACCUUGGUGAAGAAGAUGAAAAUGAAUCUGGUUGCUCCGGGAGUGAAGACGAAGAAGAUGUGCGAGAAGAUGGUCAACUUCUACAUAAGGUUGAUGAAGGUGACCUAACGGAGGGACACCACGGACUCGACGUUGAGAUUGCUGCGGACAACAUGGAAGAUGCUGAGCGUGUGCUGGCGAAGAAGCUCGCACUAGAAGCCUCUGAGGAGGUUGAGGUUGUUGGUGACGUUGAAGAUUCUUCGGAUGGGGAUUCAACGUCUUGUUGUGCUGAGCAGGACACUCACACUCUUGACGUCGAAAAGAAGCCGCUCUUCCAAGUGAUUGACCAAGUACUCCCCGUCGCGACGCGUUUAACUUGUCUCGCCCCCGUCGCGGACUACUUGAAUCACGAUAGAAGAUCGCCCUUGAUGGUCCCGCGAUUCGACCAGACAGGGAAAUCCUUUGUCCUGCAAGCUGCUGCCAGUGUUCCUCCUUCGCGCCAGCUCUGCCUCAAUUAUGGACCGUUACAGAACUGGGAGCUGCUACUCUACUACGGCUUCUGCUUCGAGGAGAAUCCCGCUGAUAUUAAGGCUCCUACAUGAAAUUAUCCAUCUUCCCAGGAGUAAGUAUAAUACCUUGGUCAUCUUCCCGUUUUUUGUGAAAAUGGGGGACCAAGAUGAGUCCACCGAAGAUCAUAGGACGCCACGGGCUGUAGCAUCCCGGGUGCGCUUCUUUCAUUGUUUUUUGAUUCCUAGUUUGUUAGACGAGCUCCACCGGAUUCAUCAACUGCGUCUGUGAUUCUGAUUCUGAUCCUGUCCUUCUGCACAACUUUCCCCUCAAGGCCAACGAUCAAACUAUCAGGGACUAUCUUGGAGCACUUUCUUUACAUACAAUACAUACAAUUAACAAGGCAAAAGCGGGAACAAGAACCAAGAUGAGUCCACCACCGAAGAUGAUAGAUUUCUCUUAGUCGUGCUUCUAAUGAUACCUUGCAACUGGAGCUGGGUGAGCCGGAAGAUGCCGAGACUCGACUCAUGCUGCGUUUGCACAAAGUAACGACUGAUCACGUACUGGCAUUCGUGGAGGCUCCGGAGGGGGAUCCUGUCCCGGAGAAUAACUACAAUGUGAAGAUGUUUGGUGAAUUGGAUAAAAUUACAGAGAAUGAGAUGGAUCAAGGUCAGGAUACAACUCACGACAGUAGUUGUUGUAAUCUUCAUCAGGCCAGCACGAGUACAGCUUCAUCUUCUAGCAGUGCAACUUCAUCUGCAACUACUGGUGGGGGCCCUCGUUGGCCACUGUCUUCCAAAUUGCUCACCUGCUUACGCAUUCUCCACGGGAUUGAAGACUUACCAGAACCACAACAAGAGAAUAGUAAUUCGUGUUCCACCAGCAACGACGAGCUCAGAUGCAGCCUCGUUUUCGACCCAAGUAUGCCGUGUUGUGCCGCUGACGUUCAGAUUUGCGAUACAUUGUUGUUAAGGCUACAACCGCUUGAGCAUCUCCUCAAUGAGAACAUGAUGAUCCUUGGAUCUUCCGUUUCUAGUUGAAAAACGGACCACCAAGGAUCAUGUGACACUCAACAAGGAAGAUGCUUACGCGGUACUAGAAGUCUAAUGUCGGACGUUUUUUCCCAGUUGUUGAUCCCCUCAGACGAGACGUUGAAGAGCGAGGUGAUGCAACCCGAGUCGAAUGGUAUGUGGGAGCAGCAUCCAGUCUUCGGCCCUUUGGCUCGCAGAUUCCGCGAAUCCCAAAGAAAGUUGGUCAACUCGAACAUCCGUGCUCUACAGAAAUUCAGAGAAAAAGCGAUUGAGGCACAACUUCAGAGCAUGAGGAACGAACAAAACCCUCAAAGUGGAACAAACAAAAGCAAAAGGAGGAGAAAGCGUUAAGCUACGUUCUUAGGAGUGGGCCACUGGUGGGGAAGGGGCUAAGUGGCAAGAAGGAUUGAGGCUGGAAGAUAGAAAAAGUAGUUGAUGUACUUGUGCUUGUUUUCUACUAGAAAUAAAAAUAGCAGCUAUGAGAAGAUGAACAAGGUUUUCUACUAGAUGAAAUAAGAAUGUUGGCUAUAAUUAUGUUGAGAAGACGAGAAGUACAACUACUAGAGGCUUGUUCAAGGUGCUACAACAUCAAGGCAGAAGGGAGAAGUGCAAGUGGCAAAGUGGCUUCUAGAAGUGCUCGAGCUGCUAGAGGAUUCAUAUUUUAAAUCGUUCUUGAGUAGGUACACCUACACGACGUACAGUUUGUGUGUAUCGUAAAAUGAUCAUAUCAUCUGUCAUCUCCCCUAGCACAUUCUCUAGCAAAAUAAAUCUUAAACAUGAUUUUUAAGGUUUUUUUUAAAUGGCACUACCUACGCAAGCAAGCACCAGAAUGGCGAGAUGAAGAUCUUCAUUAUAGAACAAGGUCCUUCUCCUUUUUCAUAUUUGCAUCCGGUUUGUCUUGGUGUGUUGUAGAAGUUCUUGAACCAGACCUCCUCUACGUCGUGUCGUGUUACUCUUGGAAGAUUAAAUCUCUCCGUCCUCAACAGACACUGUCAACAGUCUACAUUUGCUUCUCUAAAUAAUUUCUUGGUCGUGUUACUCUUGUUGGAAGAU